AGGUAGUUUCCCUCCCCAAAAAGAACUCUCUCUCAAUUCUCAACCCUAUUUAUACCCAUCUUCUCAUUCUCUUCUCUUCACUCCAACUCCAACUCCAACUCCAACGCUCUUCACUUCUUCUAUUUGCUAUAAGUCUUGUUUAAACCUGUUAUCAUGGCCUCUUUUGUUGUCCCCCAUUUUCAUCUUACGCUUCUUUUAUUGGUCUCUCUUGUUCAUUUCAGCUCAGCAGCAAGGAGACUCGCAGAGUCUGACCAAACUCAACAGCCCUUGCUAUUUCAAUAUCACAAUGGCCCUCUCCUUUCUGGCAAAAUUUCUAUCAAUUUGAUCUGGUACGGAAACUUCAAACCUGCCCAACGUGCCAUUGUCUCAGACUUCAUUACCUCCCUUUCUUCUACUCAACAUUCCACAUCCCAACCUUCUGUUGCUACCUGGUGGAAAUCCACCGAGAAAUACUACCAUCUCCUCAAAUCCAAGAAAGCCGCUCCUCUUGCACUUUCCUUGGGCACUCAAAUCUUUGAUGAGAGCUAUUCAUUAGGUAAAUCGCUCUCGAGCAAGCACAUUGUUCAAUUAGCGCAAAAGGGUGGUCAAAUUAAUGCCAUCAAUGUGGUUUUGACAUCAUCUGAUGCGACUGUUGAAGGGUUUUGCUCUAGCAGGUGUGGCACUCAUGGUUCUUCUAUGAGUGCUCAAAAAAUCAAUGGCAAAAUCUCCAAAUUUGCUUACAUUUGGGUUGGGAAUUCUGAGACUCAAUGUCCAGGUCAAUGUGCUUGGCCAUUCCACCAGCCAAUCUAUGGACCACAAAGCCCACCACUUGUAGCACCCAACAACGAUGUGGGUCUUGAUGGUAUGGUCAUCAAUUUGGCUAGCCUUUUGGCUGGGACAGUGACCAACCCCUUUGGAAAUGGAUACUUCCAGGGUCCAAAGGAGGCUCCUCUUGAAGCUGCUUCAGCUUGCACUGGGAUAUAUGGCAAGGGAGCCUAUCCUGGCUAUGCUGGGGAUCUGUUGGUGGACUCAACAACUGGGGCUAGCUACAACGCACAUGGUGUUGAUGCCAGGAAAUACUUGCUUCCUGCUUUGUUUGACCCUUCAAGCGCAGCUUGUUCGACUCUGGUCUGAAAGAAGAUAUUACAGGACGUGCUCACAUAUAUUCUUUAUGGAACAUAAGUAGGCUGUAGAAUUGCGAGACAGAGAGAUUCUUUUAUUAUUUAUAAUCAUUAGCUCAUUCAUUUGUAGCGCAACGUUCAUGAAUAAUGAAGAUGUAGGUUUUCUUCCAAAUAA
Manihot esculenta (cassava) is the source of this 1275-nucleotide messenger RNA. Its product is annotated as protein PHOSPHATE-INDUCED 1. The coding region runs from base 154 to 1113 and encodes 319 amino acids. NCBI's taxonomy places the organism in Eukaryota, Viridiplantae, Streptophyta, Magnoliopsida, Malpighiales, Euphorbiaceae. The transcript has a single exon. The record is from RefSeq and is a predicted model, not a curated record.